Molecule: messenger RNA, 1008 nt
Organism: Microthlaspi erraticum
Lineage: Eukaryota; Viridiplantae; Streptophyta; Magnoliopsida; Brassicales; Brassicaceae
Source: the annotation of a GenBank genome assembly
AUGUCUGAAUCAAGGAUCUUGUUGCUGAUUCCUCUCGGUCUUGUAAUAGCUUCCUUAUUCCACACUACAGCUGGACAAAUCGGAGUAUGCUACGGGAUGCGAGGCGAUCCCCGGCCAAAUCCACCGGACGUUGUGGCUCUUUACAAGCAGCUGAACAUCCAGCGGAUGCGCAUUUACGACCCCAACCCAGAGACUCUCAACGCUCUCCGCGGCUCCAACAUCGAGCUCAUCCUCGACGUUCCCAAAUCCGAUCUCGAACGUAUCGCCUCUAACCAAAUGGAGGCCGACACGUGGGUCCGCGACAACGUCAAGAACUAUGACGGUGUCAGGUUCAGGUACAUCACUGUCGGAAACGAGGUGACACCCUCGGAGCCAGCUGGGAGGUCUCUCUUCCAGGCCAUGCAGAACAUCGAGAAAGCCGUUUCUGACGCAGGCCUCGGGAUCAAGGUCUCGACUGCUAUAUUCAUGGGAGCCGUCACGGAAACGUUUCCACCGUCGCUUGGGAGAUUCACGGAUGAGUAUAAGACCUUUCUCCAACCGGUGAUAGAUUUCUUGGUUAGCAAGCAAUCGCCUUUGCUCCUGAACAUGUACUCUUACUUCGGCUACAAGGAUGACAUGAACAGCAUCCAUUUAGACUACUCUCUGUUCACCAAACAAACCACUGAAUUCACUGACGGCCAAUACGCUUACAAUAACCUCUUCGACGCCAAUCUCGAUUCGGUUUACGUGGCGUUGGAGAAAUCCGGAGGCGGAUCGUUGGAAAUUGUUGUGUCGGAGAGUGGUUGGCCGACCGCAGGUGGACCAGGGACGAGUGUGGUGAAUGCUAAGACAUAUGUUAACAAUUUGAUACAACAUGUGAAGAGCGGAACUCCGAGAAAGCCAGGGAAAGCCAUAGAGACUUACAUAUUCGCUAUGUUUGAUGAGAACAUGAAGGAGCCUGAGUUUGAGAAGUUUUGGGGACUGUAUCUUCCUAAUCUGCAGUCUAAGUAUGAUGUCAAUUUCAGCUAA